This is a messenger RNA of Penicillium robsamsonii, 495 nucleotides long. RefSeq lists its product as uncharacterized. Bases 1 to 495 code for a protein of 164 amino acids. The record is from RefSeq and is a predicted model, not a curated record. The transcript has 2 exons. Lineage: Eukaryota; Fungi; Ascomycota; Eurotiomycetes; Eurotiales; Aspergillaceae. Gene Ontology annotation, molecular function: succinate-semialdehyde dehydrogenase (NAD+) activity.
AUGAAUGAACUUCUCAGCCAAUUCCCUGUUCAAAUAGCAAUCUUUGGGCUGUUUGACAGUCGGGGAUUCAUUGCAGGCAAGUGGAAAUAUGCAGCUUCAAAUAAGACGUUCCCUGUCAUUGAGCCCUCUGGUCAGAUUCUGGCCCAUUGCGCGGACUUUUCUCAACAAGCCUUUGUGGAGGCCAUUGAAGAAGCCGAUCGUGGAUUGCGAAAAUAUUUCCUUCACACCACUGCCAAGCAAAGAAGCUCACUUUUGCGCAAAUGGAACGACCUUAUCUUGCAGAAUCUUGACGAUCUUGCGACGAUACUCUCUCUGGAGAAUGUUAAAACACCAGUAAAAGCAAAGGGCGAGUUAACAUAUGCAGCUUCUUUUGUUUUCUGGUUUGCCGAAGAAGCAGUUCGACCAUAUGGGGACGUCAUCCCGUCUCCUUACCAGAACACGACAGCUUUGACUUUCGAGGAGCCAGUUGGUGUAUGCGGUAUUAUCACGCUGUGA